Molecule: messenger RNA, 6150 nt
Organism: Uloborus diversus
Lineage: Eukaryota; Metazoa; Arthropoda; Arachnida; Araneae; Uloboridae
Product: homeodomain-interacting protein kinase 2-like
Biological process (GO): peptidyl-serine phosphorylation; peptidyl-threonine phosphorylation
Cellular component (GO): nucleus; cytoplasm
Molecular function (GO): protein tyrosine kinase activity; protein serine/threonine kinase activity; ATP binding
Source: RefSeq, a predicted model, not a curated record
GCAGCUGUGUUCUUUCUGUCGUCCCAAUAUUUUGUGUGAUAAUAUAUUAUAUUUGUAUAUAACUUGUGGUGGUUGUCUAUAAUUUUGUUUGAAUGUAAACCUGUUAAAAAACUCUGAUUAUUUAUUCACAUCAAUAUCCUGAAAGUGCUUGAAAACAACGCAGAUUGGUCUUAAGUUUAUAAUUGUAUGCUAAUGUGUUUCGGAAGUAAAUAUUUAGUAUUGUUUUUUGAGAUUAAUCCAUGGACGUGGACGAUAUGAGAAUACUUGUUUCCAUCUCCGAAAAUACCGUUGAUUUCCAAGAUUAUGUCUGCUAGAAGUUUGAAUAUUUUCUGUGUAUUUGCUUGGUAGAUGUAAAUAGCUUGUCCUGUAUUAGUUUUAAAGGGCCCAUGUACAUUUUCCUGAGGAAUAUUCUGAAUUCGUUCCUGAACUAGCUCGUUUUAUUUAAAUGUUAGUUUUAAUAAGGAGAGGUCUUCAAUGCUGGAAAACGUGCAUUUCAUUCAUGCACAAAGAAUUAGUGGAACUGUAUGCGACACCACCAAAAAAUGGAAAGUAGAUGAUCUAAAUUGUGCUGAGUAUGCAAAUCCUCAGCAGGUGAGUGAUGUAACCUCUACGAGCAACUUGCUUGCUGCUGAAGGGGUGUCCAAUGCAGUCAACUAUGUCUUGGACCAAUCUCACAGCAGCAGUGUGGUGCCAUUUAGUGCUGCAUCUGCGUCUACUAGCUCCAACCACAACAGGAGCAUCAAAACUUCGACGGCCGUCGAGCUUCCAGUCAUUCCAAAUGUCAUCCGGACCACCACGAUAAAGUUGCAUGACACUUCCUCCUACCAGGCAAGAUAUGGGGUGAAGCGAAAGUCCAAUGAACUGGAUUCAGUUCCCGUUGUCCACUUGGUCGUCGACAACCAAUCACAUAAUCAGAGGACCCAACAGCAACAGCAGCAUCGCCAGUCCGAUGCUCAGACCCAGCCUCAAGUACAGACAGUGCCGCAGAAGAGAGGCGGUGAUCAUAGUCACCAUCACAGCUCUCAGAGGCACCACUACCACCACAAGCACAGUUCGAACACCAGUUCCUUUAAGAACUCAACUAACAACAACGGGAACCAGAAUACCACAAAGAAUAGCUCAUCCGGAAGUGAAGGGGACUAUCAGCUUGUGCAGCAUGAAGUCCUUUAUUCCAUCAACAAUCAGUAUGAAGUGCUUGAAUUUCUUGGUAGAGGAACAUUUGGACAAGUUGUAAAGUGCUGGAAGAAAGGGACCAAUGAAAUAGUGGCUAUUAAAAUAUUGAAGAAUCAUCCUUCUUAUGCUAGACAAGGGCAGAUUGAAGUUAGCAUUUUGCAUAGGCUUAGUCAAGAAAAUGCUGAUGAGUAUAACUUUGUCCGUGCUUAUGAGUGCUUCACACACAAGAACCAUACCUGCUUGGUGUUUGAGAUGCUGGAGCAAAAUUUAUAUGACUUCCUGAAGCAGAAUAAGUUCAGUCCACUUUCUUUAAAAUUCAUCCGUCCCAUUCUACAACAAGUAUUGACAGCUCUUCUAAAACUCUAAGGUCAGCGUCUUCAAUUGGGCCUCAUACAUGCAGACUUGAAACCAGAAAAUAUAAUGUUGGUAGAUCCUGUACGACAACCCUUUCGGGUGAAAGUAAUUGAUUUUGGAUCAGCCAGUCAUGUGUCCAAGGCUGUAUGUUCUACAUAUCUUCAAAGUCGUUAUUACAGAGCACCAGAAAUUAUAUUAGGUCUUCCAUUCUGUGAAGCUAUUGACAUGUGGUCCUUAGGAUGUGUCAUAGCUGAGCUGUUCCUCGGGUGGCCCCUCUAUCCGGGUUCUUCGGAGUAUGAUCAGAUAAGGUACAUCAGUCAGACUCAGGGUUUGCCGGCAGAACAUAUGCUAAACAAUGCAACAAAAACUACUCGAUUUUUUUAUCGUGAAACAGAUAGCAACUAUCCUUUCUGGAGACUUAAGACUCCUGAGGAACAUGAAGCUGAGACAAAUAUUAAAUCAAAAGAAGCCAGAAAAUAUAUUUUUAAUUGCCUUGAUGACAUGGCUCAGGUAAAUGUGCCAAAUGAUUUAGAAGGAGGUGAACUUGCAGCUGAGAAGGCUGACAGACGCGAGUUUAUAGAUCUGCUGAAGCGCAUGUUGACACUGGAUCAAGAGCGUCGUAUCUCGCCUGUGGAGGCUCUGAGUCAUAGUUUUGUGGCUCUCAGUCAUUUGUUAGACUAUGGACACUGCAAUAAUGUGAAGUCUUCAGUGACGAUGAUGGAAGUGUGUCGAAGGAACAGACAUAAUUUCGACCACAACAGCAACCAAAUUCCAAUAGUAACUGGCUUUACGUCAUCUGGCAAUGUGGCUCUCACGUUCAACAACCAACUGAACUUGCAAAACCAGCAGCGAAUCAACUUGUCUCAGCAUCAGACUUCCACAAGAGUUAGUGCUGCUCCCACUGUAAAUAACAAUUUGUAUGCUGCAACUGCAUCUCAAGCCCGUGCUGCUGACCCCUUCCAGCAUGUGGCACCUUCCCUCUGUGUAUCUUCCAUUCUUUGUCCUCCAUAUCAGAGUUUGAAUUCCCCAGCCAAGCAUAUAGUUCCUGUAGUCGCAGCACAGGCAGCCCAGCCACCAGCCUUACAAAUUCAACAGUCCUUAUUAACUCAGGUGGGAACUCACCAGUAUGUACCUGUGUCAGUUGUUGAACAAAAUGGUCGUCCAAUGUUAUUAACUAAUGCCGUACAGCCAGGUUGGCCAAGCAAUCGUCAGAUGUUUGUACCAUCUUGGCAACAGCUUCCAACACAAAGAACAUUCCAGCAACCAGUUAUCCCUGAGGCAGAAUCUUGGGGAAGGCCUUUGGUAUUAGAACGGGCUGCUUUAUUGCCAGAACAAUCUGCUGUUAUACCAGUUGAGGUUCGAGAAACUGCUGUAUACGACCAUCUGAGAGACAAUACUCAGUUGAACUCUCUGCUCCCUCAACAGGCAGCAACUCUCGCUGCUCCAAACCUCACUCAACCCUGGACAAUUAUGACGGCAGAGUCUGCCCAUUGUCCCGCACCUACCUCCAGCCAACAGCAUCGUCACAUCCAGCAGAACGUGUCGUCCCAUCGACUCAACAAGAGCAGCGUGGCCAGUGUGCAGUUACCUUCGAAACGGGUUCAGAAAACACGGCCAAGCAAGGAAAGGGAAGUGAGUCAUCAUCUGUCCCCAGCAAGAAAGAGGUUAAAAGAGAGUACCUCUCCCAAGUGGGAACAUGCAAAUGGAGACGGUCUGAGCCAUUUAUUCUCGGCCACCCAUCAGUCGAAGACUUUACCCAACCAAACGGUCCAUUGGAUGUCUCACAAUUCCAAGCCUGUAUUCAAAGCUAGCUCAAGUCAUCGGCAAUCGUCAGUGGCUGUUGACAGAGAAAUAUCAAAGCCAACCAUUGUUAUAUGUGAUACACCUAGCCCUGCUAUUAGUGUAAUCACACUUAGUUCUGACUCUGAUGAAGAAUUGGACCCUAUUGUGAUCAAAGGGAAAAUUUCAUCAGAAAAGAAAGUUAUCAAAUCGAUUUCUGGACAACACAUGACUAAUUCAGUCAUUGCAACUACUUGUGCCAGUGUUUUACCUCUCACGCCUGAUAACCAAGGAAAUCUUGCCUUGAAGCUUGGAGCAUCUGUUGGACAUGCAGCUGUCAAUUUUAAAGCCCAUCAAAGAGUGAGCUGCGUAACAGUCUUUGAUUCUGAUUCUGACGAUCAGCAUAGUCCUAUCAAGAAUCAGAUGAUUUGUGGAACGAAAGUCAUUAAACCUGAACCUCAAAAAGAGAUUUUAAACUCACGAGUGAAUGUUUGCCAGAAGAAGAGGAUAUUAUCUCAAGCCAACAUCUAUAACCAGUGUCAACUGAAUGUUGGCACUGUAGUUCAGACAAAGCAAGAGAUCAUCACCGAUGAUGAGCAGAGUACAGCUUUCCUCCAGAACCUCCAUUGUUUGCCUACGACUCAACACCAGGCUACACCUGUGGCACUCACGUCCACCGUUCCAUCGGUGCUCUCCAGCCGCUAUACGGGGACUUACACUAAAAGCUCCGAUCGGUCGUUGAAGAGUCCUUAUUGUGGGAGAGAACAGAAAUCAAGCAUUAUAAUUGGCAAUUGUGAGCAGCUGCCUUCCAAUGACGAACUGGCACGUCAUUCUCAAUUGGCCACGUCUCUACAUACCACUCCGGGACCGCAUAUCAGUCAGUCACUCUAUUUAACUACUAGUCAAGCUGACAUGUACAGUAACUACUGCAGGUCUUCAGUACAUGCUUCUUCGAGCCUCUCCCAACCGACCUACAUCUCCAGCCAGUCGCAGAAGUACAUCCUCGCCGCUGGGGAACAUUCCAACCCCGCCACCUUUGCCUCGACCCAACUGCCGGUGCCACCGCCGGCACACCACCAUGCCAGCCGCGCCGCCAUCGCGACCUCUAUCCCUUAUUCGGGGUCGAGCAGCCACCCCUUGCCUGCUCACAUGCAGCCCGCCACUGUGGGGACCUCGUCGUCGAUUCUCCCUGCCGCCGCAGUUCCUCUGGUGUCCUUCCCGUCUGGCACUUCGCAGGCCCAGGCGCCGGCACUGUACACCUACAACGCCGUCAGCCCCAUGAAGACGCAGUACCAGCAGCUAUGCCAAAUGUUCAGCGAGUAGUCGGGCGGAGUGUCGGAGAAAAGUGUGUGAAAUUUUUCUUGUUGCUUUUUCGUAUCGAGAACCUGGGUUCCGAUCUCCUGUCGCUCGGUCCGAUUCGCUUCAACCUGCAUGAAUCGCCGCCUCAGUUAUUUUGUUGCGGCUCUAAUAUUGCUUCAGUCUGUCAGAUUCAGGUCACUGCGUGUGAAUCAGCGCCUUAGUUCACUUAGUAACAAAGAUGGCAGUCUUUGCUCACUUGGAUGGUUUGUGAAAGAGAUUUCGACUGGUGAACUUUCGCUGAUCGACAUUUCUUUCACAGACCUUCCUAGCGAACAGAAAUUACCAUUUUUGUUGCCAAGUGAACUAAUUCAUUGAUGGACCUGCAUUGAAGAUAAUUGGAAUGAGUGAACCAAAAUUGGGGUUGUUGGAAACAAAAACAGCUAUCUAUAUUCACUCAGAACAGCUGAGGUUUCGUCGACUCCAAAAGUUGCAUUUUAUCAAUCAGAUCCUUAUGGUGAUGGAAUUUCAAACCAUACAUAGCCGGAUGUAAAAUCAAUAUUAUUUAUAUUUCUCUGUGUUUCUAAGUAUUAUUUUUUCCUCUGCAACCAUAUUUUCUCUAUGGGUUCUUUAAAAAGCACAGUUGAGAAAUUUUAUUAAAUAUUCCUUUUGCAUUACUAUGAUUGCAUUUUUGUUUGUAUACUAUUACUUUUGUGUUCUAUGAACCCAAAUUGCACAGUUAGCUAAACUGCUUACUAACUUUUUAACGAAGCAUAAUUUAAAAUGAAACACAGUUUUUUUGUCCAAAUUUUACUAUCCUUUCCCUGCUUUUGCAACAUUCAAUCACUUUGGCGACUGAAAUCUUUCCGUGUUUGUUGGCAAGUGAACUGAGGCACUGAUUCUCACCGGUUGAAGUGGAUCGGACUUAGCGAAGCGAGAUUAGGGCUCUGGCUUUGCGUUGUGAGUGGUGUUGUAGUGAAAUAAGCAUGGUUUGUUAAUAUAGACUUUUGUAAUGAUUUUUGUAUGAGGAUUUCAUAGCAGUUUUUAAGGACUGUAUUGACAUGGCUUUAGGUUGCUUUCAAAAAAAAAAAAAGAGAAGCUAGUCUUAUUCUCAGGAAGGCCUCGGUGAAAUAUGUUUUAUUUUUGUUUUCAACCUCAGAAAAUGUUCUGUGUAUUCCAGAGGAGGUGUAUGGGAACUUUUUGUAGUUAUGUUUUCCACUUAAAAUGUCCGGUUGAAAGCUUCUUUACCUUAGCUCAAUAAUCACUUUUCAUUUUUUUAAAAAAAUGAUGUAGUUUCAGGGAAAUAUCUGCAAAAUUACAUUGUUAAUACGCUAAGGAUUUUUGAAUGGCAUGAUGAUUUAUUAUAUGUUAGUUUUGUUUCUGCUUUUGAGCGAGAUAUGUAAUGACAUCACUGUCCUUCCACUUUAAAAACUUGUUCCAAAAAAUUAACUCAAGAAGGAAGGUAUUUAAAUAAAUGCUUAGUAUUGAUGAUACAGGUUCAAAUACAAUGACUAAAUUGCAUUGAGAAAUACUUCUGGUAUUAUUUUA